Rotaria socialis is the source of this 879-nucleotide messenger RNA. The record is from the annotation of a GenBank genome assembly. Lineage: Eukaryota; Metazoa; Rotifera; Eurotatoria; Philodinida; Philodinidae.
AUGCCAUCUGAUGAGAUCCUUAUGCAAGAUCGAAACGCGUCAUGGUUGCCUAUAUCACACCCUUAUAAUGGCCAAUUUUAUCAUCAAGUAAGAGGAGGAGCAAUGGGUUCUCCUCUUACUCUAACUAUUUCUAAUUGUUAUAUGUACUUUUUUGAAAGACAGAUAGUCAAUCAAAUUCGAAAUAGUGGUGGACUUUAUUUCCGAUAUAUUGAUGAUAUAUUUAUUACUAUUAAUUGGCCUGUUCGACAUUUACUUAAAGAAGUAGAUAGAUGGAAUAAAUUUGAUGAAAAUAUUAAUUUAUCUGCAAAUAUUGGUUCAAUCGUUAAUUUCCUAGAUUUAAGUAUAGAAAAUCAAGACGGACAAUUAUAUACGACAGUCUUCCAGAAACCAUCGUAUGAACCCUAUUAUUUGCCAUUCAAUAGUAUUCAUCCAUUACAUAUGAAAAAGAAUAUUCCAUUCGCCAUGCUACUACGCGCUGUUAGAUACUGUUCAACUUUUGAAACUUAUCUUAACGAGCGUGAAAAAUUAAGAAUGGCGUUAUUACUUAAUAAAUACCCAAACAAAAAUAUUGACGAGCAAUUUAAUAAUGUAUUAUCAAAAUUUGGUAUCAACGAACACUUAACAUUAACCAACUAUAAUAGAUCUCGUCAAAGGAUUAUAGAUUCUCCUAGUAAGGAUAAACUACUGAUGAAUUACGAGAAAUCAAUAUUCUUCCACUUUACCUAUUGUUCAAGUAUGAAGACAUUUCCAAUUAAAUUUCAUAUCUUAUGGCAGAAAUAUUUUGAUAAAUCUCCAAUAAAUGAAAUUAUCCCAAUACUUGGCACAAGAAAUGUCGAUAAUCUACAAAGACGAUUAAUACAUACCAAAUCGAAAAAUUAA